GUAGAGAAGCGAGAGACUCGUGUUGUGGAGGAGUGGAGCUGGCAGCCGAAGAGACCCCGAGAGAGAGACCGGGCUAGGUGUGGUGACCCAAAUGGAGGCGGCCGCCACGUCGCCGUCGCCGGAGCAGCCGCUGCUCCGGCCCCCAUCCCCGCCGCCGAAUCCCCGCGCCGACGCCAGGUCCGGCACCCCGGCUUCGCCUUCUCCCUCCGCGGCGAGGCCGAGCCGCCUCGCGGCGCUCAUCGGGCGCGCGGCGGGGCGGCGCGGGCCCUCGAUGCUGGUGCGCGAGACGGCGGCGCUGCAGCUGCAGCGGAGGCGCGCGGACUGGGCGCACUCCCGCCCCGUCGUCGCGCUCGACAUCGCCUGGAACGUCGCCUUCGCCGCCGCCGCGGCCGCCGUGCUCGCGUCCUCCGCCGAGGAGAGCCCCGUCAAGCCGCUCCGCCUGUGGCUCGUCGGUUACGCCGCCCAGUGCCUGGUGCACGUCGGGCUCGUCUGCGCCGACACCCGCCGCGGGACGCGGCGCGCCCGGGGCUCCGCAUCCGACGUCGAGUCUGCCGGCGCAGGGACGGACAGCUCGGACGCCGACAGCGAAGAUGACGAAAGGGCGGAAGGGAGGAGCAGCCGUACAAGUCGUUGCGAGACGAUGAACACGUUGAUAUCAUUUCUGUGGUGGAUCAUUGGAUUCUACUGGCUAGUGUCAGGUGGGGAGGUGCUCGAGUAUGGCGCUCCAAGGCUGUAUUGGUUAACCGUUGUGUUUCUGGCCUUUGAUGUGUUUUUCGCUGUGUUUUGUGUUGCUGUGGCCUGUUUCAUUGGGAUUGCGCUGUGUUGCUGCUUACCCUGUGUCAUUGCUAUUCUGUAUGCUCUGGCUGGCCAGGAGGGUGCAUCAGAUGCAGAUAUUAGUGUUCUUCCAAGGUAUAGAUUUUCUGAUCCUAGUGAGGAUGGUGAGAAGGGGACUGAUGAAGGUCUGAUGAUCCCCAUCCUGAAUAAUAGUGGAGUUUCAACAAGUGAGCGCAUUCUACUUCGUGAGGAUGCUGAAUGUUGUGUCUGUCUCUCAUCAUACGAAGAUGGAGCUGAGUUAUCUGCUCUCCCCUGCAACCAUCACUUUCACUGGACUUGUAUUACCAAAUGGCUGCGGAUGAAUGCAACAUGUCCACUCUGCAAGUAUAACAUUCUCAAAGGCAGUGACAGUGCAUGACAAACUUAUGCUGACAUAACUUCCGCACAGAGGCUGUGCUCAUCAUCAUCUUCUUUCAAGUGACAUUCUCAAAGCAAUGCAAUGUCUUUGUGAUUCUGGUCUGGUUGUAUGCUGUUUUAACAGCUGUGUUUUUAAGUGACAGUGAUGUGUGUUUUCCUGUUUAGGAUGUGGUGAUAACCUGUAAAUGGAUGAGACCUAACUUACAGUUGCGCUUGCUAAAUUGCUUGUAAAUAUCUUUGGAGGACUUGUUUUCUGCGUAUGAUGGAAUCAGAAUUGGUGAAAUACUUUGUGAUUCUGAAAUGGUUGUAUGCUGUUUUAACAGCUGUGUUUUUAAGUGACAGUGAUGUGUGUUCUCCUGUUUAGGAUGUGGUGACAACCUGUAAAUGGAUGAAACCUUAACUUACAGUUGCCCUUGGCCCCUUGCUAA
Messenger RNA from Sorghum bicolor (sorghum), 1619 nucleotides. Its product is annotated as E3 ubiquitin protein ligase RIE1. The coding region runs from base 92 to 1192 and encodes 366 amino acids. The record is from RefSeq and is a predicted model, not a curated record. The transcript has 5 exons. NCBI's taxonomy places the organism in Eukaryota, Viridiplantae, Streptophyta, Magnoliopsida, Poales, Poaceae.